This is a messenger RNA of Bactrocera neohumeralis, 1104 nucleotides long. It is a transcript of the gene BORCS6, whose product is annotated as BLOC-1-related complex subunit 6. The transcript is spliced from 5 exons. Lineage: Eukaryota; Metazoa; Arthropoda; Insecta; Diptera; Tephritidae. Gene Ontology annotation, biological process: lysosome localization. Gene Ontology annotation, cellular component: BORC complex. The record is from RefSeq and is a predicted model, not a curated record. Bases 75 to 941 code for a protein of 288 amino acids.
UCAUUUAUCAAUCAAUUUGUGCUCUUGUGGAAAACACUAAUGAGAUGUGUUUAUAAAUUUAAAUUUUUAUUUUUAUGGAAAUGUCCCGUAGAAGUCAAGACAUUCCUAUCCGACCACGCUAUGGUAUACCAGACACAACAGAAGACGACAAUAACAGUCCAAUAGAGCGCACGAAGCAAAGAACUAGAAAGACUCCACCGAGCGCUAUGGAACCUUCAUCAUACAGUGAAAUUCCUUUUCUUGCACAAUAUCCAGAUAGGGAUAUUUCCGCACAAGGGAUAGAACGUAUACAACGUGCAAGUGCAGAAGGGGAUAAAGCCGAACGCACCGUUAUUGGCGAACCAGGUGUUGAAUACGAUGAUGAGGAUGAUAAUUCAAACUCCAAAGACAGUUCGUACGAGGAUAAUAAAACACCUAUGCGGCCUAACUCAUUGCACUGCGAUUCCUCUUUUCCCUACGAGUUGGAGGGUGCGACCAGUACAGAUGGCGAAAUGCGACAUUUUGUGGCCGAUAAUCUAGAGGAAAAAAUACGAAGCGAUCAACAGAGUUAUGCUUCACAUAAUAGCACACCUUCCGCCGCUAAUGCGAGCGGUGGCUUGCUUACACGUCGUUUCUUACAAACUCAGCGACCUCAAAUUGAUGCGAAUGUUUUAAAUGACAUUGAGAUCGAAGCGCAAUAUUUGGCUGCGUCAGUGGAUAAUUUGAUGGAAAACCUUUGCAAUUUGCUGCAUUCAAUAUCUUCAAUUACUGCUGAUAACGUGGAGGUGCAUAAAAACGCAGUAAAUAAACUUACCGACAGUAUGGAUGCUAAUAUCAAAUGCAUGUACACCAUAAUGGCAAAAACAGAAGAAAUUACUAAGUCCAUGAAGCCAACAGAGCAGCUAGGUCAAAGGAUUCGUGAAAUCAAGCGCCUUGUGGAUAUGCUGGAUGGCACUAUGUAGGACCAACCGUUGGUGGUAAAUGGUAAUUUACCGAAAACCGCCUGUCCCCUUAUUUAAUUACACACACUAUUGGUAGUAUUAUAAACGAGUUAUUAAAAUUAUUAUAAAAAUGAAUAUCUGAACUACAUAAUUGUAUAGAAAUAUAAAAUAGUUGUAUGCACAA